Molecule: messenger RNA, 2255 nt
Organism: Tilletiaria anomala UBC 951
Lineage: Eukaryota; Fungi; Basidiomycota; Exobasidiomycetes; Georgefischeriales; Tilletiariaceae
Exons: 1
Coding region: 88-2118 (676 amino acids)
Source: RefSeq, a predicted model, not a curated record
GAGACAGACGCUCUGGACGAGGGUGCGCGCAGGGCCGCCGCGGCAGUUGAGGCUGUCAAGGCUUUGCAAGGCGAUAACAGAGCUGCGAUGAGGGACUUGAAUGGCGCAUCUACUUCCUUCAUCGUCAGUGAGGUCAAGAGCCCACCGGCGCAUGUUGUUUCGAUGGCACCUGUGGCUGAGGGCAAGGAUGACAAGGCCAUAGCCUCUGCUGUGCAAGCUUCGAACGAGGAGCCGACAGCCAACUCGAUGGACCAAAAGCUUGCGGACGUUAAGGAUGCGAGCAAGGAUGGCAACGAGGAUGUCCCCGCUGCAGCUGCACUCACUGCUGCUGAGACCAAAUCCAAGACGAAACCGGAGGACGCGAAAGCAGCAAAGGUCGCCGAGAAGCUGCGUAAAUGCAAGGUGAAGGAAGCCGAGAAGAAGCGCCACGCCGAAGAGAAGCGUGCCGCCAAGGAGGACGCGAAGCGACGCAAGCAGAACGCAAUAGACGAGACACAACGGAAGAUGCAGUUCGCCAAGGCGGAAGCGACACGCAAGAAGCAGCUUGCCAAGGAAGAAGUUGACAGAAAGAAGGAAGAGGUGCGCAAGGUCAAAGAUAAGAAGCGCGCGGAGGCCAAGCGCGCAAAGUCGAUGAAGAAUGACAAGCGCGAGUCGGCGGCGGCGAUUGUUACGCCGGCCGAACACAAGGACACACCCGACACCGACGCCGAUACCGACAGCAAGACCGCAGAGGCUGUCGCCUUUAAUGCUUCCGGAGAUGCCGCGGCCGCUAGAGCCGCCCAAAAAGAUGCGCAAAGGACAAUAGGUACCCCUGCCGCAGGAGAAAAUGCUCAGACGAUACCAACUGCGAAGUUCGUCAGCGAGCCUCGCAAGGAUGAGAAGGCGGCUGAAUCGGCCAAUGCCCCCGCUGUGCUUGCCGUACCACCUAACACAGAAAAUUCCGUUCAGGCGCCAGCGCCUGUCAAUCACACAGAUCCCUACGCCUCUCUGGAUGCCCACAAGGUCGCAAAAGAGCCAUCCUCCGAGGCGGAAGACGAAGCUGCCGAUGCCUCUAGUGCAGCGACCGCAACUGCAGCUGCAGCGGGCACGGUUCAUGAGCAUGAGAAGGAGGCCGAGCCUGAAGCCUCCACCAAGGCUGCUGAAGAAGGGAAAGCCAACGAUACAAUCCUGGAUGGUGCUACCCUGGCUGUUGGUGCGAAGAUUUGGCACAAGGUCGCCGAGAACUUGGGGAAAAAGACAGAAAUGCCGGCUGCUGAUGAGGCAGCAGACCAGGAGCGCACCGCAGAUAUGCUCGAUUUUGCUGCAGGCAACGUCAAGCAUAUUCUGGAGAAGGCCGAAGACCAGGAGGCUAAAGAGUGUGAACCGCCCCGUGGUAUCUUAAGGGAAAUUGCCGACCAUCUCAAGAAGGAUGCGGAAAAGUUGACUGAGGACGCAAAGGACAAGGCGCGCACAACCAGCGUCCUGCAAAUUGCAGCGACCCUCGUCAAGCAUGGCAAGGGGGAUUCGGAAGCAAUGGAAGCAAAGCCCCGCAAUCGUGCAGCCGAUGCGCUUGAGGCUCUUGCAGCCAACGUCAAGAAAGGGACACGGAAGGGCAACCCCAAAGAGACAGGGAGUCUCCAACGGACUGCGAGGGUCCUUGCGCUUGCCGCUAGUCAAGUCAAGGAGGAGAAAGAAAUGUCGGAGGUGGAAGUGGCUAAGGCACGCAAAGAAGCUGCUAACGCAUACUCUGCUAUUGCUAGCAACGUCAAGAAGGAGUCCGAGAAGCAGAAGGCCGACGAUGCUGAAGGCCGAGAACGCGCUACGAGCGUGCUUGAAGUUGCUGCUGACACUGCCAAGAAGGAAGCGAAGCAAGUAAAAGCGGAGGAUACUGAAGCCAAGGACUGUGCCGCAGGCGUUCUGGCUCUUGUCGCCAGUCACAUCAAGCAAGGUCAAGCGAAGGCUGCGCAGGAAGAAGGCGACAGGCGUGAGCGGACCGCUAAAUUCCUGGCAGCAGCUGCAGCGAGAGUCGAAGAGGAGCAAGAAAAAGCUUCUCGCGAAGCACACAAGAAGUCCGAGCGGGAAGCCAAAGCAAAGCGCGAUGCAGAGACGUUUGCCGCAAAGGUGUGUUCGAUUGACUGAGCCGGUCGGAAUGGUUCUUGCUGACAUCACGAUGCGGUCGCAGGAGGAAAAGCGGAAGAAGAAAGAGCAGGAGAUGGCCGCAAAUGCGGCAGCCAAGGCUGCAAAGGCCGUACAGAAGGCUCGUGCGAAAGUGGCGA